Messenger RNA from Electrophorus electricus (electric eel), 1858 nucleotides. The record is from RefSeq and is a predicted model, not a curated record. NCBI's taxonomy places the organism in Eukaryota, Metazoa, Chordata, Actinopteri, Gymnotiformes, Gymnotidae.
CCCGUUAGUCUCUACCACGUGACAACACCCGGAACUAAACUCGAAUCUCAACUAGCUAUUUUUAUUUCUAUCUAUUUAUUUAUUUAUUUAUUUAUUUGUUUGUUUAUUUUUAGAAAUCAGACCUGCCACACUAAUGAUUUAAUUACCAAAAAUGUAUUUUCAGUGACGGCAUCAAAUGAGUUAUUUCGUCACUCUAACAUUUUUUUAACGCGAGUCCCCGAGCACUAUUAUGUGGGCAGAAGGAGCGCAGGUGAGGUAACUGGACUAUGCCCACCUGCACAAGCUGCUUAGGGGCCUGCGGCCCUCACCGCUGCGAGUAACGCUAAUACUCCGAAAGGUGCUUUUAAAACGCAGACUGUAAAACUCGCUAGCUAGCUACAGCGGCUAAGGCUUUAGCUGCACGUCGCUCGGCUGCGUUUAAAGAGCUGCAGGCCUCGCAGCACUGCGCCGUUUGCUGUGGAGGGUACCAUGCCUAAUCUGUCCACGUCCGAGGUUGCAGACUGUCAAACACGCUUUCAGGCUGCGGUGGAUGUGAUUCACAACCUUCCCAAAAACGGUUCCUACAGGCCUUCGUAUGAAGUAAUGCUCCGGUUUUAUGGCCUAUACAAACAGGCUGUGUGCGGUCCUUGUAAAGCGUCGCGUCCGGGCUUCUGGGACCCCGUUGGCCGCUACAAGUGGGACGCUUGGCAUGGGCUUGGAGACAUGAGCUGUGAGAGUGCCAUGGCUGCUUAUGUUAAUGAGAUGAAGAAAGUCGCACAAGAGGUUAUAGACAGUAUGCCUGUUAAUGAGAAGAUGGCCUCCUUUUACCACUAUUUUGAGCCACUCUACCAUGUCAUUCAUGAUAUGCCCAGACCACCAGAGGAACUACUGAGUCUAAUACCAGAUGUAAACGCUAAUGAACAGACCGCUAGUCCACCUGAGGAAGUGCCUGAUGCUCCACAUGAAGAGGCGGAUCAGGAAGGAGAGCGAGAGCCUGUCCCUAACGGUGACCCUCUGAGAGAGGGCGCAGAUUGGGCCCUGGAAGGCCAGGUACUGACCAACGACUCUGAGAGUGAAAUCUUCUGUGACUCAGUGGAGCAGCUGGACAGCAUUAAGGUCACCCAGAUGGGGGCUGGACAAGGUGGAGAAGGGGCCGGGGAUGUGCGUGUCCCCCCAUUGAGGAGGCGAGACCCAGGAAGAGGGGGGACGAGGCACGGAUCGAGAGAGCGUCUCGGAAGUACACCUCAUCGUAGUGGCGAGCGAGAAGGGCAGCCAGCCUCGGGCGCAGGGGGAGGAGCCGGCUCCGACAGAGGGGCUGAAAAGCUUCAGGACACUCAGGUGCAGCAGCAGAUAGUUCUGGCCCUACGGAGGCUCAGAGUGGACAUGCAGAGCGUCAUGGAGCGACUGGAGGUGGUCGAGGGCCUGGCUGCAGCUCAUGCUCAGUGUUUGCAGUGGAGAUCUCAUAUGCAAUUAACAGCUCCACAGAGUGAGGUGGAGAAACGGUGGCCGUUUGAUGUUUCUGGCCGAACACUGCUGCUACUCCUGGUCUGGCCUUUCGUCGCACACGGAGUGGUCUCCUUGCUUAGACGGCGGAGGGAAAAGCACGUCCACGUUUCUGCCAUGUGAAUCUGCCUCAGACGAGCUACUGAAUGAUCAAAUUAGUAUUUGUGAACGCGAAUGUAGGAAGGGAGUCGCCGUGGAGCUCUCUGCCUUCAUCUAGUGUAAAGAUAGGCUAAUGCAAAUCUCAACUUACUCUCAGAAGGAAAAGCAAAUGAUAGCUGGCUGCUGCAGGAACAGUGUUGGUUCAUUUCAGAAUUAUAUGUACAUUCUGUUUAUCCAAAGCUUGGAUAUAUAAAUGUAUAUAGCAACAGUCAUCAUA